Molecule: messenger RNA, 741 nt
Organism: Thermothelomyces thermophilus ATCC 42464
Lineage: Eukaryota; Fungi; Ascomycota; Sordariomycetes; Sordariales; Chaetomiaceae
Exons: 3
Coding region: 159-407 (82 amino acids)
Source: RefSeq, a predicted model, not a curated record
CGAGGACGAACUGCCUCGCGCUCCGUCUGGUGUGCUGGCCAAUUGAACAACACAAGAUCCCCAUCUUCCCCAGGUUACCCUCCGACGGAACCACCCAUCCACUGUCCGUCGCCCCUCCCUGUCAGCCCCGAAGAAAACACAAGAGGACGCAAGAGACAAUGAACGGCGCAGCCCCGCGCUUCUGGGCCGGCCCCCUCCGCUACUGGCGCUGGGCCGCUCGCGAGCGCCCCGCCUUCUUCUGGUCCGUCGUCAUCGGCGCCCUGGGCCCCGUGACCCUCGCCGUCGUCCCGCCCAUCCGCCGCGCCCUGGGCGACGAGGACGCCGCUCCCAUCCCCCUGACUUAUCCGGUACCCACCGGGCCAAGGAAGACGUUGACCGGAUAUGACGAUGACACCGAGAAGGAUUAAAUUAAGAAGGGGGAGCCAGAGUCGGUGUUUCGAAGUGUGGUCAGGAGACGAAAUAGGUGGUCAAGCUCGAGCUUGCGCGUGUGUAUGCGCACAACCGAGACGGUAGAAGGCGGCUGGAAAAUCUGUACAUAACGGCAUCAGGAGCGGCAGGGGGGUAAAAGAGAGAGAGAGGGGACGCGUGUAUAGGUUAACACGGACGUGGACUCGGAGGCUGCCACAAAGAAGGCACGUCCAUGAGAGACAAAAAAUGCAUCCAGUUCUACCUUUACCUAACGCUGUUCGACCAAGGGAUGAAAUAAAACGACAUCCGCAUCCAUGCUGUUUAUCAACCACC